AUGGAUGUGCAGACUGCCUUGAAGGCUGCUCUGAAAUCCGCUCACUACGCCGAUGGUCUUGCCCGUGGACUUCAUGAGGCUGCCAAGGCCCUUGACAAGCGUGAGGCUCAUUUCGCCGUGCUCGCCGAGAACUGCGAUGAGCCCAUGUUCGUCAAGCUCGUCGAGGGACUCUGCAAGGAACACCAGAUUCCUCUGAUGAAGGUCGCCGACAAGAAGCUCCUCGGUGAAUGGGUCGGACAGUGCAAGUACGACAAAGAAGGAAAGGCUCGCAAGGUUGUCGGUUGCUCGUGCGCCGUCGUCCGGGACUAUGGCACGGAGGAGCAGGCCAAGGCUGUGCUCCAACACUACUUCGAUUCCAAGAAGGCC
Molecule: messenger RNA, 366 nt
Organism: Mesorhabditis spiculigera
Lineage: Eukaryota; Metazoa; Nematoda; Chromadorea; Rhabditida; Rhabditidae
Source: the annotation of a GenBank genome assembly